This is a messenger RNA of Esox lucius (northern pike), 2237 nucleotides long. RefSeq names its product S100 calcium binding protein U (gene s100u). The transcript has 3 exons. NCBI's taxonomy places the organism in Eukaryota, Metazoa, Chordata, Actinopteri, Esociformes, Esocidae. The record is from RefSeq and is a predicted model, not a curated record. The coding region runs from base 157 to 678 and encodes 173 amino acids. Gene Ontology annotation, molecular function: calcium ion binding. Gene Ontology annotation, cellular component: perinuclear region of cytoplasm.
GUCAGGGAAAAAAGAAAAAACUAAAUCACGGAAGAGAUUGUGCAGCCCUUUAGUUAAGCAAGUUUUUUGUCUCAAAGCAACGGAGAAAGACGGAAAACAAGGAAAAUAAAUACAUUUUGGUACAUUUCAACUGUUUUAUUGUCCUGUAGGAAGUAUAUGUGCGAGAGCAAGAAAGCUGUCAUGGAGUCGGCCAUUCAGACUGUGGUUAGUGUUUUCCUGAAGUCCGCCAAGGGCAAGGAGAACUUGGGAGGGAAUGACUUCCAAAAGCUGGUGAAGAACCAGCUCCACAAUAUUAUGACGGACACAGACAGCUCCGAGGCGGUGAAAGAGAUGCGAAAGGGCCUGGACGCCAAUCAGGAUGGUAAAGUCAGCUUCGACGAGUACAUGACCCUGGUGGGCUACCUCGCAACCACUCUGAGUCAGCAGCGCACCACCGCCAUGGAGAAGCCAGCGGACAGCGCAGCCCCUGCUCCAGAGAACGCCAGUGCGCCCAAGGCGGAGGACGGGAAGGCGGAAAGCAAGGCGCAUCCGGAAGAAGCACCAGCCGAGGCCCCCGCUAAGCCCGCAGCAAAAAGCGAGAAGGUGGAGGAGGCAGCGCUCAAGGUGGAAGUGGCAGUGAAGGCAGAGGAGCCAGCACCCAUGGUGGCCGUGGAGGAGAAGAAAGAGGAGGCCUCAUAGGAGUUACACACCGGUCCUAUCCGGACAUUACACUGCCCAUCAACACUAAACCAAUAUGCACUACACUGACAAAUUACACAGUUGUAUACACUCCCUCCCCCCUCCCAUUGGCGCUGCAAUAAUACCAUGCAACUUUACAGUAUGUGUUGCAACCCCACAAUAACACUUUAUUUUCAUACAUACACGCACCCAUUAUUUGGUACUAAAAUACACUACACACCGCAAUAUAUGAAUCCCAAUCAUCUUGAUACAUGUAUGUAGGUUUACUGAUAUGCAUUACACUACAAUUACUUAAAGUAAGUUGCAGCAGUACAUGACAAUGUCAUGUCAAUAAACAUCCCACUAUAUAGCAUAUGUUUCCCAGUAUAAUACCACUGCACACUGCUACUCAUUGACAUGUGAGAUUUUGACACCUGUAGAACUGAAUGAUGUUGGCACACUACACUGACACAGGCCACCGCGUGUCUCAUUGUAUGAUGCAAUACCAAAUGUAGUCGUUCAGUCAUGUCCAAAACGAUUGCCACUUGAUGAAGGUGUGUAAAAGGACUGUGUCAAAUAACAGAUAGAAAUACUGAGCUAAAUCGUAUGCAGAUUCUCCAAUAGAUUGCUUUGCAACAUGAAUGGUCGACUUGUUGGUAAUAUUUUCAACUUCAAAGGUAAAAAAACAGUCCAUGCAGGUGUUCACCUACUCAUAAAAAGUUGAAAUAGGGCUUCAGAUGGUCACUGCAAAAUAUUAAUUUGGUGCUAAAUGUCCUGUUACUUGGUGUUAUAUAUGUUUGUUUUUUGUGUUAGGGCAUUAUUUUGCCAUGAGUGACCACACUUCAGCCUCAGUAGUGGCAAAUAGGUUUUUGGCGGAUAUAUCCUGGUAUUUUAUGCCAUUAACCUUACCUGGAACAAGAGGUAAAUAUAAUAUUUUAUAUGUAAAGCAAGGUUCCUGACUAUAGAUUCAGGUGCCAAUCCAAUUGCCAAAUACCAUUUUACAAAAAAAAAAAUUAUACUCCCUAUUUUAUACUAUGAAGGCUUUUUUUUUUUUAACAAACCCUUCUAAAUAAAGUAUUCAUAUGGAGGUAGCAUCUGAUUGUAGAUUUGUUUACUUGAUAACACCAAGUUAUAUCAUUCUCAAACCAUGGACUUUGCUUUCAAAACCAACUUCUGCUGUAAAAAUAGGGGACAACAUACACAAUACGAUUAAACGUUGUUUGAUUUUAUUUAUAUGUUUAUGGGGUGCUCGUCAUUUUUAGGCCUAUCUCUUCCUCUGAGCAAUUAUAUUAGUAUUAAAUAUCAUAUGUGUCUCAGUAUUUCUACAAUUUAUUUCACACAGUCAUUUUUACCAAUCUUUAUCAAGGGUGCCAAUCAUUUUGGAUUUCCUGCUUGUUUUCUCUUCAUCUUGUGUCUCCAAUCUGAAAUGACUAUACUACAGUACAUUCCAUAAUGUACAGUUGUAUUAUGCCAUCCCGAGUCAUUGCUCAGAGACGGUUUGUUGUCUUAAUGGCUUUGCAUGAUGCAAGCAUGCACUGAUGCCUGGCCAAAUUAAAUGUUGCUAAGAUUGUUUAAGAUUC